CGCUACUAGUAUCGGGGUAGCUCUUGAGGUGGGUGAGCUGCUGCUGCUAGUGCUGCUGACAGUGAGCUUUCUUUUGACAUCUCUUCAUUCUCUGUUCUCCGGAUGCCCAUAUCUCAUUCCUGCGAUUCUGCGUUGCCUCGAUUAUCCUUGCGGGAACGGCCAAGUAUCAGAGCCAUCGAGCUGUGAGAAAGCGAUCCGAAAUUCAACACGCAAUUAGAAAUCCGGAAUCCGCGCAGAACGCAGAAACAGCAGGGUUGACAAGGCUCAACUACCUUACAAGUACACCCCCCAAGACGCCAUCGUGAGGGAAGAGUCGUCAGUUUUAGAAUAAGAAGUCGUGCCACUUUCAAUUCCCUUUUCUUUUCCAUUCUCCUUCUCACUCAUCCACUGCUACCAUUUUCCAAAACUUCACCAUGUCUUACUAUCCUCGUACGUCCCGUUUCCCCUUCAUCUGAUACUGGAUACUGGAUACUGGAGAUUGGAUACUGGGCGCAUCCGCAGCUAACCACCAACAGCUCCCCCAGGCGCUGGUAACGGCGGUCCAGGUAUAAUGAUCCCCCGCAAUAGCUCAUUCACACCAACUUACCCAUUGUGACAGCCCAACCAGGCCAGCAACACUAUACUCCCCCUCCGUCCUCUCCCCCACCAAACCAAACGACCCAUCAAUACUACCCUCCUCCUCCUCAGCAAGGUUCUCCAGCUCAGUCUGGCCAAUAUGCGCCCCCUCCACAGCCAACAUCUCCACAGCAGCAGCAACAAUACUCCUCACCAUCCCAAAACUUCUCCCAGCAUCGCACCUCAUACCAACAACCCCCACAACAACAGCAACAGCCUCCAGCGCAAGCGCUAACGUACGAGCAACCACAAUCUUCUGGUCAUGCCUCACAUGCCUCACAUGGCAGCGCGAGUUAUCCCGUCGAGAAACCCCCGCUAGAUACGAGCAAAUCAGCAAAUCUUGACCAUGGAGCACCAGCAGCGGCGCAUUUCAUAGGAGCCAGCACAACAGCCGAUGACGUAGGGACGUUCAAUGGAGGAAGUUAUCGCAUCAGCCACAGGGACUCAAACACCAUUGUGACGAUACAAUUGGCAAUGGGAUGUCCCCUGACUGUGAAACCUGGUAUGUUGAAUCCGAAAGGAUAGCCCCUGCAGAGUUUCGCUGACUCGUCCCAGGUGCCAUGAUUGCCAUGACACCAUCUAUUGUCCUGAAAGGAGCAGUCAAGUUUUCCAUGAAGAAGCUUCUCGUUGGAGGUGACCUUGCGCAUUCGACGUACACUGGCCCUGGGGAAUUACUCCUCGCCCCGACCUCUAUUGGAGAUAUAACAAGUAUUAGACUGACCGGUAGCGAGCAAUGGUCAGUUGGUCGCGAUGCCUAUCUUGCAGCUACCCAAGGCGUGACAAAAGAGUACAAACGGCAAGGUAUUGGAAAAGCCAUGUUCUCUGGCGAGGGGCUCUUUGUCUACAAAAUCAGUGGAACGGGGUUGUUAUGGAUUUCAAGUUUUGGCGCCAUAAUUCGCAAAGAUGUAGGCUUCCACCGGACUUCUGAGAUCCCGAAAGUACGUGCUAAUCAAAAAUUAGCUUGCCGAAGGUGAGAAAUAUAUUGUGGAUAAUGGACACCUGGUAGCGUGGAACACUAAAUACAUUCUUGAGCGCGUUGCGUCUGGUGGUAUUAUUUCCGGUCUUUCAUCUGGUGAAGGUUUGGUAUGCAAGUUUACCGGGCCUGGAACCGUCUUCCUUCAAACAAGAAAUCCUGUAGGUAUAUUCUUCUUAUCAUAUGAUCGAUUACUGACCUGUUCAGGCUGCUUUCGCCAUGUGGAUUUCUGCAAACGCCACACAAGGAUAGACUGAUUUGAUG
Hymenoscyphus albidus is the source of this 1852-nucleotide messenger RNA. The record is from the annotation of a GenBank genome assembly. NCBI's taxonomy places the organism in Eukaryota, Fungi, Ascomycota, Leotiomycetes, Helotiales, Helotiaceae.